UCCAUGCCGCAGGUUUCUCUUUCUCUUUCCCUCGCAACCAGACCACGCAUCGCGACGUGUUUGUGUUUUGUGUCAAUAGUGACCUAAUUAUAUUUUCUAUAUAUAUUAAAAACCUCGCUUCUUCUAAAAAUUGAUUCAAACUUAUUUCUAGGAUAAGAAUGGAUACUUCGCUGACUUCUAAAGAAAUUCGAAAACAGUUCUUAGAUUUUUUCAUUGAAAAAUAUGAACACAAAUAUGUACAUUCGUCGCCUGUAAUACCCCACGACGAUCCAACUUUACUUUUUGCUAAUGCUGGAAUGAAUCAGUAUAAACCCAUCUUCUUGGGUACAGUUGAUCCAAACAGUGAUGCAGCCAAAUAUAAAAGAACUGUCAACACACAGAAAUGUAUUAGAGCUGGUGGAAAGCAUAAUGAUUUGGAUGAUGUUGGAAAAGAUGUGUAUCAUCAUACAUUCUUUGAAAUGUUGGGCAAUUGGUCCUUUGGUGACUUUUUUAAGCGAGAAAUAUGCCAUUGGGCUUGGGAAUUGUUAACAGAUGUAUUCAAGUUGUCUAAAGAUCGUCUGUAUGUUACAUAUUUUGGCGGAAAUGCUGAUUUAGGUUUAGAACCUGAUAAUGAAUGCAAAGAAAUAUGGAAAGAAGUUGGUUUGCCCGAGGAAAGAAUUUUGCCUUUUGGUAUGAAAGAUAACUUUUGGGAAAUGGGAGAAACUGGACCCUGUGGUCCUUGCUCUGAAAUACAUUAUGAUCGUAUUGGAGGAAGAGAUGCUAGUAACUUGGUAAAUGCUGAUGUACCUGAUGUCUUAGAAAUAUGGAACCUUGUGUUUAUACAGUUUAACAGAGAAAAUGAUGGAAGUUUAAAGCCUCUUCCUAAAAAGCAUGUGGAUACUGGAAUGGGUCUAGAAAGAUUAGUUUCUGUAAUUCAAGACAAAUCUUCCAAUUAUGAUACUGAUAUUUUUGUUCCUAUUUUUGAAGCUAUUCAGAAGGCUACCAAUGCUCCUUCUUAUACAGGAAAAGUUGGUGCUGAUGAUGUUACUGGAAUUGACAUGGCUUAUAGGGUUUUAGCUGAUCAUGCCCGUACUUUAACAGUUGCCUUGGCUGAUGGUGGUAGACCUGAUAAUACUGGCCGAGGCUAUGUUUUAAGAAGGAUACUGAGACGUGCUGUGCGAUAUGCAUCAGAAAAAUUAAAUGCUAAACCUGGUGUAUUUGCUAGUCUUGUUCCAGUUGUAAUCAGCAUCUUGGGUGAUAUUUUUCCAGAACUUUCUAAAGAUCCUCAAACAAUUAUGGAUGUAAUUAAUGAUGAAGAAACACAAUUUUUGAAAACUUUAAAUAGAGGUCGACAGCUUUUAGAAAGAGCUAUCAAAAAACUUGAUUCUAAAGUUCUACCAGGUGAUAUUGCUUGGAGGCUGUAUGAUACAUAUGGUUUCCCUAUUGAUCUGACCCAGUUAAUGGUGGAAGAAAAAGGUUUGCAGAUUGACAUGACUGGUUAUGAAGAAGCUAAAAAACAAGCCCAACUCAUGUCACAAGCCAAAGGUGAAGGUGCAAUUGAUGAAAUUAAGCUUGAUGUGCAUGCUAUUUCAGAACUGCAAGAAAAGAAAGUACCACCUACAGAUGAUAUGCCAAAGUAUUCCUAUCGUGCUGUGUCAGAUAACAAAGAAUCCAAAUAUGAAUUUGAGCCUUGUGUUGGCACAAUACUUGCUUUGAGAAUCCAAAAGGCAUUUACUGACAAAGUGGAAAAUGGUCAGGAAUGUGGUAUUAUUUUGGAUCGAACAUCAUUCUAUGCCGAAUCUGGUGGUCAAAUUUAUGAUCUUGGUUUCAUGGUUAAAGAAGAUGAUGAAGAUACAGAAUUUUCUGUUAAAGAAGUUCAGCUUCAAGGUGGCUAUGUCAUCCAUAUUGGAACACUUUGUGGAACUCUAAAAGUAGGAGAUAAACUGAAACUCUUAAUUGAUGAGGAAAGACGAAAAUUAAUUAUGAAUAACCAUACUGGUACUCAUAUUUUAAAUUUUGCACUUAGAAAAGCUUUAGCUACUGAAUGUGACCAGAAGGGAUCCUUAGUUGCUCCAGACAGACUAAGGUUUGAUUUUACUAAUAAGGGAGCUAUGACUGUUGCCCAAGUUAAAGAAGCUGAGUUAGUUGCUAAUGAAGUUAUUUCUAAAAAUGAAGAAGUUUAUGCUAAAGAGGCACCAUUACCAAAUGCCAAAGCUGUUCAAGGAUUGAGAGCUGUGUUUGGAGAGGUAUAUCCUGAUCCUGUCCGUGUUGUUUCUAUUGGAAUUUCUGUUGAUGAUCUACUAGCUGAUCCAUCGGGCCCUGGUGGAAAUGAUACAUCAGUAGAAUUUUGUGGUGGAACACAUUUAAAAAGAUCAGGACAUGUUGGAGAUUUUGUUAUAGCAUCUGAAGAAGCUAUUGCUAAAGGUAUCAGAAGAAUUGUAGCUUUAAGUGGCCCUGAAGCUACAAAGGCAAUUAAAAGAUCUGAAUUAUUCCAAAAUGAAGUAGAAAAUCUUAAAAAUCUCGUAGAGGAUAAAAAUAGGAAUAUCAAUGAAAAAGAAAUUGUGAAAAAAAUUGUAGAGCUUACUGAGGAAAUUUCCCAAUCAAAUAUUUCUUAUUGGAAGAAAGAUGAAAUGAGAAAUAAUUUGAAAAAUUUGAAGAAAAAGUUAGAUGAUUUAGAUCGUGCAAACAAGGCUGCUGUUGUUCAAACUAUUACAGAUGAAGCUAAAAAAUUAUUUGAAGAAAAUUCAAAAGAUAAUGUUCAGUAUAUUGUUCACGAAUUCCAAGCUGGCUUCAAUGCUAAGGCUUUAGAUGCUGCUCUUAAACAGGCUAAAUUACUUACGCCUGAUACUGCUGUGAUGCUUUUCACUAAGGAUUCCGAAAAUGAAAAGGUUCUAUGUAUGAGUGCUGUUCCUAAGACAGUAACAUCUAAAGGUCUGAAAGCAAAUGAAUGGGUGCAACAUGUUACUCAAGUUAUAGGUGGAAAAGGUGGUGGCAAGCCUGAAUCAGCUCAAGCGACUGGAACUAAUGCAAAUGCUGUGAAUGAAGCCAUUAACUUAGCCAAAACAUUUGCUGAAAUGAAGCUAAGUUAAUGUAUGCAAAGCAUAUAUUAGGAAAUUAUGGACCAAUAAAAAAAUCUUUUAAUUUAA
Argiope bruennichi is the source of this 3125-nucleotide messenger RNA. It is a transcript of the gene AlaRS, whose product is annotated as alanine--tRNA ligase, cytoplasmic-like. Lineage: Eukaryota; Metazoa; Arthropoda; Arachnida; Araneae; Araneidae. The record is from RefSeq and is a predicted model, not a curated record. Gene Ontology annotation, cellular component: cytoplasm; mitochondrion. Gene Ontology annotation, molecular function: aminoacyl-tRNA deacylase activity; alanine-tRNA ligase activity; nucleic acid binding. Gene Ontology annotation, biological process: alanyl-tRNA aminoacylation; tRNA modification. Bases 159 to 3068 code for a protein of 969 amino acids. The transcript is spliced from 23 exons.